AUCAUGGUAGGACCAUGACACUCAAUUAUCAAAAAAUGAACAUGUUAAAUGAAACUGUAAGCAAACAUUAGAAAAUAGAAAAAUAUAUUGAGAAGUUAGAAAUAAAAUCUAAUAGUAAAACACCCAAAAAAGAUAACAACAAAAGUUAUUAAAAUCUUAUUCGUAUUUUAUGUUUAACACGUAAGCAAAAUCUUAUCGUUUACAAAAUCUACAAUAAAUUUGUUAUCCUUUAAUUAUCCGAAUGAUUUUUUUCUAAUCUUAUACGAGAAGAAUUUCAUUUGUUUACAAUUUCGUUAUAAAUACUAAGAUAAGGAAGAACAAAGCAUUUGCGAGAAGCAAAAUCAUAAUAAAUGGCACUGCUAGUCCCGGCAAAAGGCGAUACAAAGUCAUGACAAAAGAUAUUGAUGUAAUGAGGAGUGAAUCUGAUGAUGAUGAUGAUGAUCUAUGAGGUAAAAUAGAGUACUAUUUGCACACUAGGUUAAGUCAAAUUCUACUGAUUGAUGUAGAUCAAAUUCUGCUGGUCGAUUUAGGAGAUGCGCUGAGAAAGUUUAGUAUGUUCCUACUAGAGAAAUGAAAGAACAAGAACCCCAACAGCUUAUAUAUGAGUCUAGAAUAUGGGGAUCGGAAGAAGAAAAAUUUGUGACAUGUGAAGGAAUAAAGUCUUAAAGUUGCAAAUUGAGUACCAGAGAGUUCUUACUGUGGAGAAAAGAAGAAGUAAGAAAAUAUGCUUCGGACAUUGUCAUUCUUUUGUUGUUACUUGGUCAUUACGAUAACUUAAUGUUAUUUUUUGGUUCUAAGUUUCGCCAUAUUAGUGUUUCAAAAAAAAAAGAAAAAAAAAGUCUCGCCAUAUUCACUCCAUCGUUUUAAGUAAUACAUACUUUUCUUAUAUCAAUUUCGUAUUUUUUUUCAGAAUUUUAACUAGUUGAUAAAAUAUCAAAUAUAUAUUUAAAUUCAAAUUUAAAUAGAAAAUUGAAAAAUAUAUUGAGAAGUUAGAAACAAAAUCUAAUAGUAAUACACCCCCAAAAGAUAAUAACAAAAGUUAUAAAAUUUUAUUCGUAUUUUAUGUUUAACACGUAAGCAAAAUCUUAUCGUUAACAAUGAAAUCUAUAAUAGAUUUCAUUGUUAUCCUUUAAUUAUCCGAAUGAUUUUUUUUCUAAUCUUAUACGAGAUGAAUUUCAUUUUCUUAUAAUUUCGUUAUAAAUACUAAGAUAAGGAAGAGCAUAUCAUUUGAGAUAAGCAAAAUCAUAAUAAGUGGUACUACUAAUCUCAACGAUAAGCCAUAUAAAGUUAUGAACAAAGAUAUUGAUCUAAAGAGGAGCAAAUCUGAUGAUGGUGAUCUAGCAAGUAAACCUAGAUUACUACUUGCAAACCAGGUUAGGUCAAAUUCUACUGGUUCAUUUAGGUCAAAUUCUCUUGAUCGAUUUCUGAGACGUGCUGAGAAAGUUUGGGCAGUUUCUACCAUAGAAAAGAAAGAUGUUGAAUCUCAAAAGCCUAUACUGGAGUCUAAUGAGCCUAUACUGGAGUCUAAUCAGGGUACAGUAGAAGAAGAAGAAAAAGUUGGUGAUCUGGUGCAGGUGGGACAACACAACUAUUUCAUAGUUGACAUCUUCGAGAAAGAGAUCAUGGAGUUGGGAGACAAAGUGGAUCUAAACUUCAAGACAUUCAACAACUUCGAAGUUGUUGACGGAGGCGCUCCAUUGGAUCACCACUUCUACAAAUACAAGUGUUGUUACUCCUCUUGCUUCUGCUUUUGCACAAACAUUAAUGUUGAGAGAGAGUGGGUAAUUCUAAAGAGACAACUAGCCUUGUGGGACAAGAAGGAAGUCAGCUUCUGUGUGAGAACUUACACUGAAAGAAAAGAACUGAUGAGAGUUGCUGCAACAGUGACAAAUGGUGAUCAGAGUCACAGCUUGUUCUUCUUUGACAUUAAGUUCCCUAAGAAGUAUCCAUACCAAGCACCGAGUUUCUUCUACCAUCCAUAUGGUCUUCCUUUGAGUAAUCUUGGAACUAAAAAGAAAUUGAGACCUCAACUGCGUUACAACAUAUUAGAUGUGUUUCUCCACAUUGAAGAGAUUGUGAUGAUGAACACCACCAACAAGUCUUGUCGUCAGAUGUUGGAUAUGCUGAAACAGCCGCCCAUGGGGUUUGAGGAUUUUGUGAAGGGGCAUUUCAGGAAGAAGGGUGCUUUCAUUCUGAAGAACAUGAUGGAUGAGAUGGAUUUGGACAAGGAGAGUGAUAAGAACAUGUUCUUGAAGACUUACAUUGCCUUGGAAGACAACAAAGCUUACUGUGAGCAUCUUCUCAAUAGUGAUCUUAAAGAAGAGCUGGAGAGGUUCAAGGAGAAAGAGUCGUCACUAUGCGAGCAUAGCAGGUUCAAUGACAAUCAAGAGACAUCCAGACACCAAAACUCUUGGACCAAGUAUUCAUUUCUAUAGUUUGUGUUUAUCUUGCCUUUUUGUUGUGUGUUUCAGAGAUUUUAAUAUGGUAAAGGUUCUUAUAAGACGAACAAGUAACUUAUUAUAAAGGGUCAUAGUCAUAGUCUUGAAUAAAGUAGAUGAUGUUUUACAGCAAAAGAAACUCAUGAGUAAUACAUCAGUUCGCCUCAUCAAAAGGGUGAGUUUUUCUAAACGGUGACUGUGAUGGCUUCAUCAAGAGCGAUCACACCGGGAAGUACCUUACCUUCCAAAAGCUCCAAGCUGGCU
This is a messenger RNA of Brassica napus (rape), 2702 nucleotides long. RefSeq lists its product as uncharacterized. The record is from RefSeq and is a predicted model, not a curated record. The transcript has a single exon. Gene Ontology annotation, molecular function: ubiquitin conjugating enzyme activity. NCBI's taxonomy places the organism in Eukaryota, Viridiplantae, Streptophyta, Magnoliopsida, Brassicales, Brassicaceae. The coding region runs from base 1290 to 2435 and encodes 381 amino acids.